AUGUCGCAAAUUAAUAAUGGUAUUGUUAUCGUGUCGCAACCAUCUCCGGAAGCGUCCAGGUUAUCCAAAAACCAUGAAAUUGGAAUCACACCAUGGAUUUCAAUAUUAGCAACUGUUUUAGCGCUGGCAACACCAGCUAUAUCCAGCUCACCGCGGGUCGUUUGCUACUACACGAAUUGGUCGGUGUACCGGCCUGGUACAGCCAAGUUCAAUCCCCAAAACAUCAAUCCCUAUCUUUGUACGCAUCUCGUGUAUGCCUUCGGAGGGUUCACAAAGGAUAACACCCUUAAACCGUUCGAUAAAUACCAGGAUAUUGAAAAGGGUGGUUACGCCAAGUUCACUGGCCUGAAGACGUACAACAAGAACUUGAAGACACUUUUAGCUAUCGGAGGCUGGAACGAAGGCUCAUCUCGUUUCUCCCCAAUGGUCGCAUCCAAGGAGAGGAGGAAGGAGUUCGUGCGGAAUGUUAUCAAGUUCCUGAGACAGAACCACUUCGAUGGAUUAGACUUGGAUUGGGAAUACCCAGCGUUCAGGGACGGAGGGAAACCGAAAGACAGAGAAUACUACGCCAAGCUCGUGAAAGAGUUACGCGAGGAGUUUGAAAGGGAAUCAGAGAAAACUGGUAAACCUCGUCUGCUGCUGACAAUGGCUGUUCCUGCUGGAAUAGAGUACAUACAAAAGGGAUUUGAUGUCAAGACUCUAAACAAAUACCUAGAUUGGAUGAAUCUUCUGACCUACGACUACCAUUCGGCCUUCGAACCAGCUGUCAACCACCACGCGCCACUGUACCCUCUCGAAGAACCAAAUGAAUACAGCGUUGAUAAUGAACUUAAUAUUGAUUACACUAUCAAGUUCUACUUAGAAAAUGGUGCUAGCCCGGAUAAACUGGUAUUGGGUAUUCCAACCUAUGGAAGGUCGUACACACUCUUCAACCCUGAUGCUGUAGAAAUCGGCUCACCAGCCGAUGGUCCCGGUGAACAAGGAGAUGCGACGAGAGAAAAGGGAUAUCUAGCGUUUUACGAGAUUUGCGAUGCCCUAAAAAGCAAAAUCAACAAACGCGCUAUAUCCUCGGAAGAGGAAGAUGAAUCUGAAGAAGAAGACUCAGAAGAAGAAGAGAAGCAAGAAUGGACAGUGAUGUACCCGAACCCCAAUGCAAUGGGUCCAGUUGCGUUCAAGGGCAACCAGUGGGUUGGUUAUGAUGACAUCGACAUCGUCAAGAAGAAAGGAGAAUAUGUCGCGGAAAAUGGUCUUGGAGGUAUAAUGUUCUGGUCGAUAGACAACGACGAUUUCCGUGGCAAUUGCUACGGGAAACCAUAUCCUCUGAUCGAAGCAGCAAAGGAGGCUUAUAUUGCUAAAUUAGGAUCGACUCAAAAUACCGUGAGGCAGAUUGAUUCAUCCAAAUCUUCAACCUCAGCCAGCAGCAGACGAAGAUCCAAGCCACGGUCUAGCACCACGACAACGACUACAACGCCUAAACCCAGUACUAAGAAACCAAGGUUAUCAGCGCAGAGCUCAACUCCAGCAUGGAACCUAAUAACCCCAGAACCACCGACCACUCCGGACCCUGGCUCAGACUUCAAGUGUACAGACGAGGGCUUCUUCCCACAUCCUCGUGAUUGCAAGAAGUACUUCUGGUGUCUCGAUUCAGGACCGUCGGACCUCGGCAUCGUUGCUCAUCAGUUCACAUGUCCUUCUGGGCUUUACUUCAACAAAGCGGCCGACUCUUGUGACUUCGCGCGCAAUGUCCUCUGCAAAAAACCAGCCGCGACCACAAAAGCGCCCACGACCAAGACCACUUUGACCACGACGACUACAACAACGACUACGACUAAGAGACCUAUUCGGCUCACAUCUAGAAGCUCAAUUUUGUUCAGAUCUUCUACAACCACGACAACUCCAGAACCAGAGGUAAGCGAAGAGGAAGAAACGGAAGAAGAAGUCGAAGACGGCGCAGAUGUGGACGCUGAAGACCCGAAGGUUAUCAAGGAACUAAUUGAGCUCAUCAAGAAAGUCGGUGGAGUGGAACAGCUAGAGAAGCACCUGCGCCUUUCAGAGACUGGUGUAAGUCCAGAUGGAGUUGUGACGACAACGCCCUCUAACUUCAACAAGAAACUUUACCAGAAGGUUUUGGAGCGUGCCAGGGGAAAGAGCAAAUAUGGCAACAAUAUAUUCGAAAGUGUUAAUCAGAACAGCCGUAGUGGACCUCAGAACGCGGGUAUCGAGCCAUCUGCUGAAAAGGACAAAUUGUAUAGGAAAGACCGGCCUCAGUAUGUAACCAUCAACCGAGCGAGACAAGCGUCAUCAACACCAGAACCACUCGAAAGCCUGGAAGAAGACGAGAGUGGAUCAGAUGAAGUCCAAGAACCCGUCAGAUCCAGGAUUUUAGAGUCUGUUAGUAGUGUAGCUACUACUUCUAAGCCAUUACAGUAUGUGAACAUAAGAAGAGCAAGACCAACAACGUUGAGUGAUUCGGUUGAUACAGCGCCAUCUAGAAACGCAUUAUUUGAGCGAGAUCCCCUAGUGUCGGUUUCGGAGACCGGCGGCUCGCUGGAUAUUUCAAACUCACGUCGCACCACCACCACACCUGAAUACGUCACCAUUAGAAGAAGCAGGCCAACUACUGAGGAAUCGUCUACAUUGCAAUACCAGCAAUCCGAGGAAGUGGAAACACAAGAAACCGCCCUAGAAAGGGAAAUAUCAUCACCAUCACUGCAACCGCAGUACUCUUCGAUAAUCCGUACUCGCUCAACAACUACCGCCCCAGAAGAAAUUAACAGUCCCGAACCAACGACUGUGUUGUCUGUUCAAAUUUCUUCACUUUUGAACGAGCCGAGUACAACUGAAGCUGAGACAGUUGCACAGACGACAGUCUCAACUGAACCCGAGACAACACCUACGACGACAACAACGACUUCCACGGCGGCACCAACGACACGCCGUAACUUGCUCAGACGACGUGGUUCAACUUCACCAACGACCACCACUGCAGCGACAACAACGACUCAGGUAAGUUCUAGAAACUAUUCCUUUAUACGUCGCCGUAGACCGCUAUCACAACCGAACGACAUAUCUGACUCUCAAGAAAUAAGUGAGGUUAGCAGGCGUAUCCGCUCUACAACACCUGAUAGUCGCGAAGUUGAUAAGCCUAACACUAACAGUAGAAAUCAAAUCAGAAGGUUUAGAAGUCGCUUUCAAACAACGACAAGUGAUGAUUCCAUCCCGGCCGCUGCAUCCCAAGUACCAAGAGGGCAAUACAGGCCACGGUUAACCCGAGAUGAAGUUUUAUCUCUGACCCCUAUAGAUGUAGAUGAUCAACAAAUUAUAGGCGAUGCCGAUGAAGAAAGUGAAAUUAUUCAGCCCCAAAACCCAACAACAAUUGCUGAUAAAAUUGAUGAUAGCGAAGUUUCUGCGGCCACCAUUGACGAAAGAAGACCAAAUAUAUUACCGAGAGGUAGAAGUAGAUUUAUUGUAACGACAGAGUCUUUAAAACAGUCUGCCGCAACAGAACCUCCCGUAAAUUCACGACGACCAACAUUUGCAAGAUUCACACCGCGACCUUUUGCUAGAACAGUAACUACUGCUCCAGUAAAGAACGACGAUAAUGAUCCUCCAGCACAGACAAGAAACCGUUCUCGUUUUCCUAUAUCAAGGCCCAGAUUAAGCUCAUCUUCCACAGGGUCACAAUUAGAAGCAAGAAAACUCCCUUUCCCAAGCCGUGUUUCUACUGUAGCGCCCACAACUAUAUUAGAUAAGACUGAAGACGAUUUAUUAGAUAACAAAGAUGAUAUUUCACUUUCUGAAAGUGCUAUCGAAGAAAAGGAACAUGAUGAAGUAUACGAUGAGCCUACAGAAACAACUAAGGCGCCGUUACGGCCAAGAGUAACAAUUAGAAAACUAGUUACUCCUGACAACGGUCUGAUCAAUGAAUCUUUAGUAGAUGAGUUAGGGAAACGCAAAUUCAGAGUGAUUCGUCGGCGUCCUACCACUACCACAACUGAGCCAAUUGACGUUAUAGAAACAACCGCUACAACACCAACGAGGAUACGUAAGAUCAUACGUAAAAAGGUAAAACCUAUUGAAGAAGAAGAUAACCAACCUAAAAAUAGUAUUAAUGCUGGAUUCAAUGCCGCACCUAAUGUACAAAACUAUGGGGAAAAAACAAAGCCAACUCUUGCCACGUUACCCGAAGAAAUUCCAGAAACUACUACUGUUGACGAGGAUAUUAUUCCGGACCAAAUUCUAACAGAUUUAGUUAAAAUUAGGCCAAAUAAAGAAGAGUCAUUUGGUAAUGAAUCUGCUGAUAUAGAAGACGAGAGCGAUGAUAAACGUGAUAAAGUCCCUAAUACGAGUUCUCUUAGCAAUGUAAGCUCAGAAACAAAUGAAAAACCCGAGGUAACUGUAAUAGAACAAGAUCAAGCAAUUGUAACGUCAGAUAAAGAACAAGUAGACCCAAUAAAUAAUAAUAUUACUUCAACAGAAAUAAAAUCUCCCGCCACUGAAGAAAAAGAUAUUAACGUAAACCUAGGAAAUGUGGAUAUAGAUAAGGAAGAUAGUAAAAUGGAAGUAAAUCCUACUGAAGAAAAAUUAGACCGUGAAUCCCCUACUAAUGCAAACAACGAUAAAGAAAAAAUUGAAAAUAAUGAAGUGAAAGAUGAAACUACUACUUCUAAGCCGACAUCUCAGGAUGAAGUAACAGAAACCACUGUAAGCUCAACACUUCUUUCAUCUUCUCCAACAGCGCGAUCUAGAUUACCUUAUCGGCCGUCGAAAAGAGUAUACACGCCCUCCACAGAACCUUCGGUGCCUUCAAGUAGUAGAACUUUUAGUAGAAAGUAUAACCCGGGAGCUUAUACCAGUCCUUCAACUGUAGAAAGACCAAAUUCAUUUAGUAGACCAACAACAAAACGACCUUUGUUCUCCAGAACAUUUACCAGAAGGACCUUCCCAACAGUAAGAACAACUCCAAGGUAUGAAGAAGAAGAGGAAGAUGAUAAUUAUUCAGAUGAAGAAAUUUUGGAUGAAGAGCCUGAAAAUCCACUAGUUUUUGUACCACAAGGCAAACUCUUUACUAAGAAACCGGAUUCUGAAGAGUACGAAGAUAUUGAAGGUGAAGAUAUACCAGAAGAUGAAGAACCGGCUGAUGACGAAAAUGAAAAUUAUGAAGAAGAAUCUCCAGUUAAUCAAUUUACACCAUCAACUAGAAAACCAUUCUUUAAGCCCCGCAUCGUCAAUUCUAAUACGUUUAGGACAACGACUUCUACAACAGAACUUCCCCGCCCACUCACUAAUGGGAAACAAAAUAGUACGGCUACCAGAAUUGCAAAUAAACCAGUAGACCCUACUAAAAAACGCGUCCAAAAUGUCCCAAUCGGUUAUAAUGCACCAAAAGCAAAUACUCCCGCAACAUUAAAUUCAACAAAAUCUACUAGCCCCAAGACAGCACCAACUACUGUUUCACCACUGCCCGAAACAAAUCCCACGACAACUGAAAACGAUGAUGAUUAUUUAUCUAUGACCGAGAGUAUUACUACAAUAUCAGAUGCUGGUAACACAAAAGUCGAUAGUAUUCCAACUACAAAUAAUGUUGAAUAUGAAACUGCCACCUCCGAAAUGGAAAUCGAUAAUAGUACGGAUGAUUACUUAGAGUAUACAACAAACUACCCAAAUACAAACACACCUACUGAAAUCGACAUUGCAAAAACAACAACAGAUACGCCUGUAGAGAAAGAUGUUCAAACAACAACAACUGAAAAUGUAUUAGAUACCACUACUGCUGUCCCACAAGCAUCUCCAAUUGUUAAAACGCAGUUCGAUAAACUAUUUUCUAUAAGCAGAGUUGUGGAAGUGUCUUCGAAAUCGGAAAAACAUCGUCUAAACAAAAAUAACGAAACAACAUUAAUAGAAGAGGGUAAAGUGGUGAUUGAGAAGAAGCCGACAGUUGAUAAAAUCGGUGAAGUCAGCCGAUUUAGUCUUAUAAAAAUCGUUGAGGAUGAUAUUCCGAUAUAUUUAACAAAAUACGGACACAUUUAUCCCGUUGACAAUCCCCCUAACAACCCUAUUCGUAUCGAUGAAGCCAGAAACGCUAGAGCCCUAUUUGAUUAUUCAGAUGCGCAAAAAGAGAACCUAGUAGCAUCAGAAAGUAUGAACGAAGCGUACAGACACGUAAACAGAAUAACUAAGCAAGAUAAAAGCCAUUUAGAUGUCGAUAAAUCCCGAAUCGAACGUAUAAACGACGACGAUUUUUUGAGCUACGUCAACGAUGAUAAAAAGCAAGAAAAGCCCGGUGACGAUCAAUUUUCCAAUUGGCAAUUCAUUCCGGCAGCUUACGAAAAUGAACAGAAUAAACUAAAUAAACCAGCUAAAACCUUCGAUAUAGUUACGCCACGGGCUACAUUACCAGACGCAUCUACACUAUCUUUAGAAGGACUUUUUAAGACCGAAAAUCCGAUAACUGCCAGGAAGAUAAGCCAGGAUGCAAAUCAACCGUUCGUUGUGUACUCGGCUUCGGUACCGACUCAAAAUGAAGAAGCCAAUAUUGUUAAACUAAAGGUGCUGAAACCUGAGACGGGACGUAGCAUAGUGACAUUUGCUAAAGGACAGGAAUUCAAAGGAUCAACAGUAAAUGACGACGCAACGGUAAAAUAUCCUAUAUAUGUGUCUGUUAUAUCUUCAUCACCAGUUCCCGAAACUUCCAGUACGUCAACAACUUCUACAACAACCACUACACAAAGCCCUAUUACGAGUCCUUUAAUAGAGCUAUUGACAACAACUGAUCCGUCACCAGUUGUAGCUCAAACCUCCACUGAAACAUCACCACAGACCACAGAAGCUACUACAACUGAAGCGACCACAGAAGAAACAACAACUGUUAAAAUAUCUCCCCUCGACGCUAAAAGAUCGAAAUACUUCCCGAAGAGACCGAUUAUAAAGCCUUCAAAUAUAACUCGAUACAAUCCAGUGAGAAACGCUAAAAAGAACGUUACCAUAUCGACUACAACGAAAGCCCCAUUUAGCCCGAAUAAGUCACGAUUUUCUGGAAACAGAGCCCAGAAUGUACCAGUAGAUAUAAGGAAAAAGAGUACAAAAGCAACAAGGAGUUUUACGACGGAAGCACCUAAAUCCACGACGGAACGACGGGCCUAUGUCAAACCCAUAAGACCUCUUCGUCCUGCCUUCAUCCCGAGAAGAUUAACCACGCCUCCCACUAAUGGAGAUACUUAA
Leptosia nina is the source of this 7221-nucleotide messenger RNA. The record is from the annotation of a GenBank genome assembly. Lineage: Eukaryota; Metazoa; Arthropoda; Insecta; Lepidoptera; Pieridae.